UUUAAACAUAGUUCUGCACAUCAGAAUAAUGUACUUUUGUAUGGUAUUGAUUCUUCUUUCUGAAGUGAGAUCUGUGGCAUCAACUGUUAGAGUGACUGGUCAGGUUGGAGGAUUUGUGAUGAUCUCAUGUUCUCAUAGGAUGGCUGAUGACAACAAAAAGUAUUUCUGCAGGAAACCAUGUAAAACAGAUAAGGACAUUUUGAUUAAAUCUGAUCAAUCAUCUACUACAAAAUACAAGCUGAAGGAUUUAGGUGAUGGACGUUUUACUGUGAACAUCACUGAACUCCAGAAGACAGACAGUGGGACAUAUUGGUGUGGAGUGGAGCGAUGGUUUAAGGACACAUACAUUGAAGUGCUUCUCACAGUUACAGAAGUAACUGCUGUUCCACAAACAGUAACCUCAUCUGAACCCUCCACCUCCACAACUACCAUCAUCUCUCCAUUCACAACUGAAAACAACGUUUCAAAUCAUCAACUGGUCAGCAUCUCUCUGACAUUCACAGGGACCCUACUGUACACAGUUAUAGGACUGGUUGUCAUGGUGAACUUAUUUGGCGUGAGCAUGAUCACUCUUUAUAAAUACAGGAAGACAAUACGUGGAUCUCAAACCACUGCAUCUUCAGAUGUCAUCUAUUCAGUAAUACAGAUCCCAAGGACUAAUCAUAACAACCAGACAGGAGCAACCUCCUCCACUACAGAAUUCUCUGAAGAGACUAUGAAGAACCCGCUCUAUGACAAUGAUGCACUGCUGGAGAGGAGGAGAGAUUCAAACAUCUACACCUUACCUCAGUAACCUGCACAGUCGACUCUCUACUGUAGUUACCAUUUCCUCCAGCCUUUUUCCCAACAUUCCCCUCUCACGUUUGUGUACCUCUCACAUUUGUGUACCUCUCACGUUUGUGUACCUCUCACGUUUGUGUAUCUCUCACACUUCGUGUACCUGUCAUGCUUGGAUAUGUCAGGGUCAAGCUGAAAUGGGUGAGCAAAUGGCAUUUGAAAGAGUCUUGCUUUUCUUGCAGUUUGAGAUGCAGACCUUUUGUUUCUAAAGUUGCAUAUGAAAACAUUUGACAUAGCAGCAAAUAUUUUAGAUCGGAUUUCUAAAUGUAGUUAACUAGUUAGUUGCCUUUCACUGUGAGGUUAAUUUUUCCUUUAUUUUCAAGUCUGACUUAAAUCCGUGAUGCAAGAAUUCAGGAAUACCCAUAUGCAAAUGUUCUGUAAAAACCUUAUAAGAAUCAGAAAUACCAUAUAAAAUACUUAACA
Messenger RNA from Electrophorus electricus (electric eel), 1260 nucleotides. NCBI's taxonomy places the organism in Eukaryota, Metazoa, Chordata, Actinopteri, Gymnotiformes, Gymnotidae. The record is from RefSeq and is a predicted model, not a curated record.